Messenger RNA from Adineta ricciae, 3822 nucleotides. NCBI's taxonomy places the organism in Eukaryota, Metazoa, Rotifera, Eurotatoria, Adinetida, Adinetidae. The record is from the annotation of a GenBank genome assembly.
AUGACACAAGCAAAUAUGAAUUCAAAGCUCGACAAUGAACAAGCUUUAGAUGAUGGAACAACUUUUUACGAUAUGAAUUGGCGCGAUCAUGUCUUCGAUAUUCCUGAUUAUUUGGAUCAGAACGCAACAGAUAAUGAUGAUGGUCAUCAAGAAACUAUUUUUGAUGAAUAUCUUAUAGAUUUUGAUUUUGAUUAUGUCCAUACAAAUGUUGAUCAAGAAGAAAUGAUCGUUACUGUUGAAACUAAGCGGACACAUGAUAAACAGACAGCCGAUGACUGUAUCCUGUCACACAGAUUGAGUCAGUUAUCUACGAAUGUUGAACUUGAUAAUGACGACAUUGCUACAAGCCAGAAAAAGCGACCUAUGGAUACUCCGCCAACCCCAACUGUCGUUUCGAAGAAAAUCCGAAUCGUAGACGAUUUGGAAAUCAAUGCGAAUUCCAUACCAUCGUAUUUACAGUCAACAGAUCCAUUAUUUAAUACCUAUAUGCAUGAUUACAUGUUGAUGAAUCAAACAGCUUCAUUGGGCAUUCCAAUCACCGUCGAAGAUUUAAGACAGCUCGCCAUUUUAAAACAUAUGAUUGCUGUUCUACAAAUCCGCCAUAAAUUAUGGACUGUUUAUUUGAAAUUAGGCACAGGUCAAUUGGAAACGGAAGAAAGUCGUAAAACAACUAUCGAUCGAUGUCUAUGGCCUGUUGAAGUUAAAGAACGAUGUGUAUCACUUACGCAUUGGAAUGGUACCGAUGCACAGCAGCGAUAUGAAAAAUUCACGCGUAAAUUUCUUGAUGAAUUGAAAGAAUUAAGUGAACAAUAUCAAGAUAAAUAUGAUGUAAGGAAAAGUUCUUAUUCUGUCGUUUUCACAGAAGAAUUGGAAAAGGCGAUUGACAAAUUUGUCUAUCAACAUGGCAUACGAUCACAGCAAAUGAAACUAGACUACAAAAUAGAAAUACUUACGUAUGAUUAUGAUGCUCAAAUACUUGAACGUAAAUAUCAACAAUGUCAACCGACUGAAUACCAGACACAACUUGCCAAACGUCUAUAUGACUUAUAUCAUCGUUACGUUCAAUCAAAACAAGAACUGAUCGAAUUCAAACAACGAAUUCUCUAUAAUAAGCCGAAUUUACCAGAGUCAGUGUCGAUGGCAGACGUUUCAAUGGGUCAAUUUUCAAAGGCAUUGGAAGAGAAGAAGCAACAACAGGACAUGACUGAUUCGAUCGUUUCGGCGAUACUCGACAAAGAACAAAAAUGCCAUGAAUAUCAGACGAGAUUCAAUGACGAAAUUCAUCGCAUACCUAUGAAAAGCGAUCAAAACAACGAGGGCCUACCAGGCAAAUUGAUUGAUCUGAUCUAUCGAAAUUUUAAAACUAUGGACAAAAAACUGAAGUAUAUCAGUGAUUUUCGACGGAAUUACUAUUUGAAAAAUCACCGUGAUCCUAUUGAUAAUAAUAGUGAACAAUGGUUCGAUAAGAAGAACGUGGAUUCUUUUGCGCCGACGAUGAUCAUUGAUACAACGUCACAUCAGCUAACAAUCGAACAAAUAAAACUGUUAAAUCGUGGACCAACUUAUCUAUUACCAUGCUACAUCUAUGCUUCUUCUGAAUCUAUCAAAGAUACCAUUCAACAGCAAUAUAAAUUAUUGCAACACCAUCUUAGCCUUAUUUUUGCUCGAUUCAACAUCAAUUCGACUCAAUCAAUGUUUAUUAAUAAACAAAUUAAAGAUACCUACGUGGACAUGUUUUCUUCAUUACCACCAUUACCAAUCUAUCAACGUGCCGUUUACGAAUGUCAACUAGUUCAAUCUAUUCGAGAACAAUUAGAAAAGAACCAGUUGAUUCUACGGCGAACGGCAGACCGUAGGAAUGUUUUCUAUCUAGGUAAUCGAAAAGAAUUCGAAGACAAGGGCAAGCACUACAUGUUUACGACAAAUACGUUCGAAUUCCGUGAAACGAUUCCUCCAACGAAUCUUGGCUAUGCAUACGAAUAUCUAGCGAAAAUUGUUCGAGCAAUUAAUUCGGAUAUAGAGAAGAUCUUCAAUAACAAGAAAACUUACAAAGAUCUCUUACAGAAACUAUACAUUGAUAUCGAUAAAGUGUAUUGGCCAUACUUAUAUUUCUUACCCGAUGUUUCCGAGAAGAGUGAAGUGUCAGUGAAACCAUGUAUCGUCACACGAAAGAGUAUCACCACACGAUUAGCACAAUUUUUAGAAGAUCUACUACAACCAGCAGUUGAACGUCAUAUGGCAAAUACCAGUUUUGAAAAUAGUGCUGAUUUUCUUCAGCAAUUUCAUCAGUACAUCGAAGAAAAUAAUGGCGCCGACAAACGUAAAGCGCAACACUUUUAUCCCAAGACAAUUUUCGUCAAAAUUCAAAUCCUUAACUAUUACACAAUGGCAUCUCAUUCAACAAUGUUGUCUGCUCUUAAAGACUACUUCGAAGAUCAUUUGGCCACCCGUUAUAUCGAAAAUAUAUCAGUCGAUAGAAUCAUCGAGUUAAUUUCAGUCUUUCUCAAGAACAAUUACUUCUACUACGAUAAUAACAUCUAUCGUUGUACAAGAGGCUGUCCAGAAAGUUUCAAAAUCAAUGAAACAUUAGCUCAUAUGUAUACAAUUCAAUGGCAAAAAAUACUACGACGUAAACUUUAUAUCGAUCGAGAAUUCUAUGGAAGAUAUCAUAAUCAAAUCUUUUUCACAUGGAACCGGACAACAUAUGAACUGGAUGAUUUCUUUGAGAAGUUUCGAAAUCAAUAUCAAAAUAUACAAAUGAACGUCAACAUUGGUUCAACAGUUCAUUUUAUCGAUGUACAUCUGGAAAAUCGGCAAGGAACCUUAUACACUCGAUUAUAUCAUGAUCCAGACAGUCAAGCAUAUACAUUGCCCUAUGUACUCGAUAAUCCAAUUGUAACCCAUAGUCAUUGGCUCCGAUCGGCUCUCAUUCGCGCUGUUCGUUGUUAUAUUUCGGUUCAUGAUUUUCAUCGAGAACGUAUUUAUCUCGAAGUGACUUGUCUGACCAAUGGCUACUCGUUCGAAUUUAUUCAUCGUCGUGUUGAACAUUUCUUUACUUAUUUCAAUGCCGCGUCCCUGUAUCAAACUGUGAAUCAACAAGUCUAUGAUCAGCUUCGUCUUCGAUUAUUUAAAUUUAUUGGCGAACAACAACGAACAUCUCGUCAAUAUGAAGAAUUAGCACAAAAUAAACGACUGAUUCGUCUUUCUUAUUUUUAUGCGUAUGGACCACAUAGGAAAUUCAAACAGAUUUUGAAAAAGACUCUAUCGGAAAACCUACGUCGAGCUGAUCAUCAAACCCGCGAGCAUAAUGAAUUAAAGAUAAACAUCAUGACACAGCAUCGUUAUUCAUUGAAUGCUCUUCUAAGCCAACAAAAACCAAGUCAUCCAUUGUUGGAUACAGCAAGAACAAUCUUUCCAAAAAUUCAUCUAUCUGUCGCGAAGAUUUUCUUUCUACUCGUCAUGGCAAAUCAUCAAUCAACCAACGAACAACUGGUGAACAUGGCCAAUGAAUACAAUCAUGCUGAUGAUGACAAGUUUGGAUUAUUUGGCACUUAUGAAUAUUUAAGUUCAAAAACAUCCUUACCCAAACCCAACUCAACAGGUAGUCUAGUUUCAACAAUAUCCUAUUCGUCGAAUUCACCUCCAUGGGUUUCAGAGCCAAUUGUUCCAUCAGCUCAUAAUAACAAUCUACUACCUCGGCUAGCUCCCUGUUGGAUACCACUUACUCGCAUCGCAAUGGUAGACUAUUAUGGUCAAGAAUCACAUGAAAAAGAUUCGAAAGCAGGAAAAAUGACAAGUGGUCCUCCGCAGAAAAAAAAUUAA